UCGUGUGAUUGGGGGAAGACAGAGUAGUUACACACUUUCUCCUCUCGUUUGUCCAUGUGGCAGCUUGCGUUUCACCACUUCUCCGCCCCAUCCUCUCCUUCCAUUCAGUCAAUAUAUAUAUAGAGAGAUAAUUAAGCAAAUGAAUAAAUAAUCUGUGCGAGUUAAAACGUCUUGUGGUGUAGUGUUCCCCAUUUGACGCACACAGAGCGAGACGAUUAUUGGAUUGUUUCUUUCUCUAUUUGCUUUGAUCAAUUUUUUUUUAAUUAGAAUAAAUAAGCAGAUGCGUAUUGCAUGGUUAGGGUAUUGCCGAGGAGCGUUGAAGAUGCCUUCAGGACGGCACGUUAUAACGACGUGCGGCUUCCGGUGGUAUGCCGACAAAGCCACAAGAGUGAGCCUUUCGGCAUAUUCAGGGGAGAGAAUCCCCUCAAUUAUGACUUUUCUCUCUUCUUGCUCCACACCCUUGUUAUCAUUUUCUUCAUCAAAGCCGUCACCUUUCUCCUCCGUCCCCUCCGCCAGCCUCGCAUCGUCUCCGAGAUCAUUGGAGGCAUGAUAAUAGGACCGACGCUGCUGGGACAGAACCGGAGAUUCAACUACUACGUGUUCCCACCGGUGGCAGAUUACUUGCUGGCAAACUUGGGGGUUGUGGGUUUCAUGUAUUUUUUGUUCAUCACAGGCGUCAAAACAGACAUUGCAGCUGUCACAAAGUCCCCAAGGAAGCACAAGUACAUUGCUGCCUUUGCAGUCGUGGUUCCUUUCGUAUGCGUCAGCAUUGUUGCCCUGGCCUCACGCCACCACAUGGACGAAGGGUUCAAGAGGAUAUCAGUGCUGGGGGGAGUGGCGUCUUCGCUGGCCAUCACAACCUUCCCGGUGAUAUACACCGUUCUUCAGGACGCGAAUCUACUCAACUCGGAGGUUGGAAAGUUGGGCAUGUCGGUGGCACUUCUUGGGGACUUCAUCGGGAUAUUCGUUCUCGUAAUAUUCGAGGCCAUGCUGCAAUAUGAUGCCGCUGGUCUUAUGGCCCUCCUCUUCUACCUCCUCUCCGUCUUUGUUCUUGCUGCCUUCAUGUUAACUGUUGUGAGAUGGGCUUUGAAUUGGGUCAUCCUCCAUACUCCAGAGGGUAAACCCGUCGACCAGACCUACAUCGUCUUCAUUCUCUUGGGUGUCAUGUUCACCGGCUUCCUCACCGACAUGUUCGGAUUGGGCGUAGCGGUUGGAUCCAUUUGGCUGGGGCUUCUGAUACCAAACGGCCCACCGCUUGGUUCGACCCUGGUGGCUCGGAGUGAGACCAUUAUCGUUGAAAUUCUGACGCCGUUUUCCUUCGCCUUGGUGGGACUCUACACCAACGUUUACCUCCUCACCCACGAGACUUGGCCUCAGCAUCUGGCCCCACUCUUUGCCAUGACCAUCGUCGGCUACCUCGCCAAGUUCAUAUCCACCACCGCUGCUGCUUUGUUACUAAAAGUCCCCGCCAGGGACAGUUUCACCUUGGGCCUCAUCAUGAACCUCAGAGGUCAGAUCGAGCUCUUGCUUUACUUGCAUUGGAUCGACGAACGGAUGAUCGGACUUCCCAGUUUCACGCUGAUGGUACUGCAAACUUUGGUCAUCACUGGCUUAUCCUCCCCCAUCAUUACCCUCCUCUACGACCCCACUCGGCCCUACAGGAGCAGCAAGCGCCGAACCAUUCAGCACACCCCACCCUCCACUGAGCUUGGCUUGGUUAUGGCUGUCUCCGACCACGAAACCCUGGCCGGCCUCAUCAGCCUCCUCGACUUCGUAUAUCCCACCAUUACGAGCCCCUUUGGCGUGUUCGCCAUCCAACUGGUGGAACUGGUGGGCCGAGCCGCGCCCGACUUCAUCGAUCACGAAGAGAGAGGCGAAGAGGGAGAGGACCGACAUGUAACGGGCGGCCGGGAGGACCCCGUCCAGAAUGCUCUGAGGCUGUACCAGGAGAAAAGAGAGGAAUGCGUGAAUCUACACACUUACACCGCUCACGCCCCAAAACGCCUCAUGUACCACGACAUAUGCGAGCUUGCCUUGGCCAAGAAGACCGCCUUCAUUCUCUUGCCCUACCAGAAAGAGCGUCUGGACGAUGCAGCGCCCACCGAGCUACGGGACAGGGGGAUGGUGACCGUCACGGACGACGUCUUGGCCCACGCCCCUUGCUCCGUCUGUAUUUACUAUGACAAGGGGCGCCUCAGGAGCCCUCUCACCCUGGACCACUCUAUGCGUACAAGGAAAGAAAAGCAGAGAUUCGCAGUGCUCUUUCUGGGAGGAGCGGACAACAGAGAGGUCCUGCACCUCGUGGAGCGGAUGACAGGGAACCCCGACAUAACCCUCACCGUUAUACGAUUCCUAUCUCUGGGGCACGACGGGGACGACGAGAGGGAGAAGAAGCUGGACGACGGGGUGGUGACGUGGUUCUGGGUGAAGAACGAAGCCAACGAGAGGGUCACUUACAAGGAGGUGGUGGUGAAGAACGGUGCGGAGACGUUGGCGGCAAUUCAGGCCAUGAACGUCAACGAUUACGACCUCUGGAUUACGGGGAGGGGAGAAGGAAUCAACCCGAAGCUUCUAGAAGGCUUGACGACGUGGAGCGAAGACGAUCAGCUCGGCGUCAUCGGAGACACGCUCGCAGCCAGAGAGUUCUCCAGCCACGGCUCCGUCUUGGUCGUGCAGCAGCAGGUCCGCAACCAUAACACUCGUGUUAGUUUCUUCCACCGAAACUUUGACUGUAAAACUCUAUUUGCUCACAUUAGGGUUUUCUUUUUCAUGUCUUUUGUAAUAUGAUAUAAUAUAAGCCAGCCAAUGAAAUUAAAUUCAAGUCAAAGUUAAACUACAGGCCCAUUGGGCUGUGAUUGCGUGCACUUA
Messenger RNA from Tarenaya hassleriana, 2868 nucleotides. Its product is annotated as cation/H(+) antiporter 24-like. Gene Ontology annotation, biological process: proton transmembrane transport; regulation of pH. The record is from RefSeq and is a predicted model, not a curated record. Gene Ontology annotation, molecular function: antiporter activity. Gene Ontology annotation, cellular component: membrane; endomembrane system. The transcript is spliced from 4 exons. The coding region runs from base 292 to 2787 and encodes 831 amino acids. NCBI's taxonomy places the organism in Eukaryota, Viridiplantae, Streptophyta, Magnoliopsida, Brassicales, Cleomaceae.